Messenger RNA from Colletotrichum higginsianum IMI 349063, 921 nucleotides. RefSeq lists its product as uncharacterized. Bases 1 to 921 code for a protein of 306 amino acids. NCBI's taxonomy places the organism in Eukaryota, Fungi, Ascomycota, Sordariomycetes, Glomerellales, Glomerellaceae. The record is from RefSeq and is a predicted model, not a curated record. The transcript has 3 exons.
AUGUUCGACUAUACCAACUUCGAUCACGUUUUCGGAGGGCAAGCGUUCCCCUACGAUCGCAAAACCAUCCAGGAGAUUGACACGUCUCGCAAGAGUCUCGAUGGCGCUCUGUUCAUUGAUCGGGUGCUCAAGGCACUGGGCCUCACCAAGGCCAAGACAUACCCUCCCAAAUCCGAGAACGCCCUGCGAACACUACACCAGCACCUCUGCGAAACCACCAUCUCGACGCACCACCGGCUCUCCAUCUUCUACUACAUUCUGCUUGACUUCGACACGAGCCAAACCAGAGCUCAGGCGUCGUCCAAGUUUGCAGUCACGUCGGGCGUCCCCAAGAACUACCAGAUUUUCAUGAAGGGUCUGUGGCUGCUGGACCACGAGCAGUUCGAGAAAGCACUCGAAUACAUCGCGCAUCCCUCGCUUACCACCGACUUCGCCGACGAGAUCAUGACGGCACUUGUACGCCGUGCGCCCGACGGCGACUACACCUUGCCUCUGUCGUACUUCCACACGGUCCAGCCCAUCCUCAAGACUUCUGCGGCCAUGGAGCUGCUAUUCGAUGCCAUGGCGCGCACCAGCGUCACCGAGGCGCUGUACUUCUCCAGGACGCAUGCCGACGCCGUGAGAGCGCAGCUCUUCCGCCAGCUGAUCUCGACAGUGAUUGGCGCCCCUGCCAACGAGGAGACCGCCGCCCGCGCCACGGAGCUUGUGGGCCUGCCCUUUGACGCGACGGAGGAAACGUGGUUCGAGGAAUAUCUGUCCGAAGGAGACGGCAAGAAGCUGAAGCGAGCAAGGGACACGUUGCUCAUGCGAAAGCUUGUCACAGGCCGGCUGAGCGAGGCCGUCAAGGACAAGAACCUGGGAGGCAGAUGGGGAGUGGUGCUGGAAGGCGUCAAGAGCGGCUUGGGUGGCCGAGCGGCGUAA